CGUCCCUAUCGGCCUGUUUAGAGGAUUUUGCACAGUUCGAACGACAAUGAAGUAUUUAAGCCAAGAAGAGGCUCAAAACAUAGAUUUAGAGUUGUUUGAUGAGUAUUCGUUUAGUGUAGAUCAGCUGAUGGAGCUCGCUGGACUGAGUGUGGCCGUUGCACUGACCAAAGCUUACCCCAGAGGACAAGAUCAUCCGAACAUUCUUGUAUGCAGUGGUCCUGGAAAUAAUGGAGGAGACGGAUUGGUAGCAGCCAGGCAUCUCAAAUUGUUUGGAUACCAUCCAAAGAUAUAUUACCCAAAGAAGUCAGAAAAGCAGCUUUUUAAGAAUCUUGUUACACAGUGUGUAAGGAUGGACAUACCAUUCAUGGAUGAUAUGCCUAAACCUUCACAGAUUGAUUCUGAGUACAAGUUUAUUGUGGAUGCCAUAUUUGGCUUUACUUUUAAGGGAAAGGCAAGACCACCAUUUGCAGAUGUAUUAUCAACCUUAGAAGAAGUUACUAUUCCUGUUUGCUCAGUUGACAUUCCGUCUGGAUGGCAUGUAGAAAAUGGAAAUCCAGUUGGGAUACAGCCAGACUUCCUCAUAUCUCUUACAGCACCCAAGCUUUGUGCAAAGCACUUCAAAGGGAGAUUUCACUUUCUUGGAGGCAGAUUUGUUCCUGAUUCACUGGCACAAAAGUACAACUUGUCUCUCCCAGAUUAUCCUGGAACAGAGCCGUGCAUACAGCUGUAAACAAAGGGACUUCAUAAUAAAGCACAGUGACAUUGUCAAGAAGUGUUCUCUGUACAUUGAAUUUAAAAAAUCAGAAACAUUCUUAACAUUGUGACCAUUGAGGAAGUUUGAUGUGAUUGGCACAGUGUUGUAAAUGUAAUGCCUUUCCUCUGUGGUUUUCCCCUAAUAAAAGGAGCACCAGGAACUGUGCAGAGGCUGCAAACUUAUCUGGAAACUGAAGUUGUUGUGGCUGUACUUAUUAAAAGGAAUGUAAAUAUCACUCAUAUCAGUAGCUUUUGUCUUCAGGUACAAAAUGUAUUGUGAUUUGCAGAAAAUCCUCACAAAAAUUUUAAUUUCACUUUCUGUAAAACAGUUGUAACCCAUCUUGUUCAAAGAACAGUAAUAAACUGCAAACAUCCAAACUGUUCCUCUAAUUCAUUUGCAUUACAUACAUGUGGGUCACACUUGUACAUCAAAUAUGUCGAUCACAUGCUUACAGGGCAUUUUAGUCACUACCUUUUCAUUCACAGCUUACUUUAUGUAAUAGUGGCCGAUGGUCAAAUGUCUACCAUGCCUCUCUAAUCAUCAGUGGUUUUAUACCUGCUGAUUCACCCUCCCUAUGCAUGUGUGUCAUCUCUACAGAUUAAAAAAUGUUGAACAGGUACUGUGCAAUUUCCCAGACACCACUCACAACUUUAACUUUUUGAAACCGUUACUAUGACAUUAAAUUUAAUUGCUGCUAAAAGUAGUGUACAGUCAAAGUUGUAUCAAGUGGUCAUCCACAGGGACUGUCAGGUUGAGGGGUUGACUGCCUCAAACAGGUUCCAAAAAAUAGGAAAAAUCUAAUUAAAAAAUGAUAUAAAAAACCAUAUUACACCACUAAAUGAAAAACAAAUCGCCCAAAAAUACUAUUAACAUUGACCUCGGAAGUGAGUGUACAUAAGAGGGGGAAAAAGUCCGUAUUUAGAAAACUGACUACAAAAAACCAUGGUGAACUUGAUUAAUACAGCUCUCCUGUAUUUGUCAACGCUAGACCGCGUGUUUGGAUCCAAAAUGAUUGACCCAAGGGUCAUGUUUCAGUUUGAAAGUCUGGAAAAAAAUGUGUACUCUUGGUAAUGAGGUGACUUCACUGAUUAUUAUUUAGAAAAAAUCUUUAAGCUCAGCAGUCUUUCCUCAAAGUUGAAUGUACAUACAAACAUAUAAAUACAUUAGUCACUCGCAUAUAGAUAGUUAAUAAUAUUUCAGUCAUAGAGAAAUUGGAUGCAAAGUAUAAGUCAGCGUCAAUUUAUUUGCCACCUUGAUCCUUUCUUCGUUCCUCGACAAGCAUCACUGCAUUUCCAAUAAACUGUUCACUUGACUGUUACCUUCCAACUGAUGAAUAACCAUAGCUUAAAAAGUGGUAUUCGGAAAGAGUUCCCUAUAACCUCAUACAUUAAUUAUGCAUUCCAUUAAGACUAAAUAUAAAGGUUUUUUUGCAACACUCUAUCCAUAAUCAAUGUAUGGGGUUACAUGGAACUCUUGCCGUGGUAUUCUAAGCAUUCCAUUUCACAUAUUUCAUUAAAUCUUCCAAACUAGAGUUCCAUUUGGCGUAUUUCUUGAACAAUCGAAGGACUUCUUCCUGACGGCCGUUAGACGUUGUUUCGUUAAUUCGUACCAUUAGCGACUUGGCUAAUGUCUCUUUAUGCAUCUCCAGUUUAACGAGAAUAUUGUUUACUUGUAGGUAAACGUAAUACGAAAAGGUCAGGAAAAGACUCCAGAAAAUGAUCGACAGUAUAAAACCUUUAGGCGAAAUUAUUCCCAUCCUUUUAAGCCUUCUCCAGAUUCGUAAAAUUGUUGGAUUGUACCGAGCUGCUCCUUGCGGCAUUCUGGAUUUUGCAGGGUCUGGUUAGAUGCUAAUAAUGUUUGCACGUCGAUAUUUUUCUUAGCCAAGUCCUGUUUCGAAGAUGAAAUGAGAUCUGUUAUGUUAGACUGACAUUAACUUUCGUUCAAAUGCAAAACUAGCGCAUCUCAAUGUGUUGAGACAACAAAA
Stylophora pistillata is the source of this 2738-nucleotide messenger RNA. Its product is annotated as NAD(P)H-hydrate epimerase. Gene Ontology annotation, molecular function: NAD(P)HX epimerase activity. Lineage: Eukaryota; Metazoa; Cnidaria; Anthozoa; Scleractinia; Pocilloporidae. Gene Ontology annotation, cellular component: mitochondrion. The record is from RefSeq and is a predicted model, not a curated record.